Molecule: messenger RNA, 1262 nt
Organism: Zootoca vivipara (common lizard)
Lineage: Eukaryota; Metazoa; Chordata; Lepidosauria; Squamata; Lacertidae
Gene: RAD1
Product: RAD1 checkpoint DNA exonuclease
Biological process (GO): DNA repair; DNA damage checkpoint signaling
Cellular component (GO): checkpoint clamp complex; nucleus
Source: RefSeq, a predicted model, not a curated record
GAUGGAAGGUUCUCUCAAUAGAGAUGUCAGUGGACAGAGUGAUCCCCUGACUUGUGCCCACGGCUGAUGGCGAGUUCCGGUUUUUAAAAACUGGGCGUUCAGGCCGGUCGUCACAUCUAACUACACUUCACUUGCCGGCGAUUGGUUGAGUUGAGGACGGAAGCUGUGGUCACGAUGUGUCGUAAAGCAGUCGGGUCUCACGUAGCUAAUAGCCGAUUGGCCGGUCUCUUGAGGCGGGAUAGGACGGUUUCCGCCUUGUUAGGUCUCCUUUGGGAUUUGUUCUUGUUUCUGUCCUUGGAGGAGGAGGCAUUGGGUGGGUGACAGAUCCCAGCCAUGCCCCUUUCAACCCAAGGGGAAACCCAAGGUGAAGAGCAGAAUGUGCUGGUUGCAAGUCUUGACAAUGUCAGAAACCUCUCCACCAUCCUGAAAGCUGUUCAUUUUAAAGAUCACGCUACCUGCUUCGCAACUGCAAAUGGACUCAAGGUCACAGUGGAAAAUGCCAAGUCUCUGCAAGCCAAUGCUUUUAUUCAGGCAGGGGUUUUUCAAGAAUUUACGGUACAUGAAGAAUCUGUGAUGUUCAGAAUCAAUCUAGCUGUCCUUCUAGACUGCUUGACCAUAUUUGGGACAAGUUCUUUGCCAGGCACUCAGACAGCCCUCCGGAUGUGCUAUCGGGGUUAUGGAUACCCUUUGACGCUUUUCCUGGAGGACGGCGGUGUGGUGACUGUAUGCAAAAUCAACACUCAGGAACCAGAAGAGAUCCUCGAUUUUGAUUUCUGCAGCACAAAUGUUGUGAAUAAGAUCAUCCUGCAGUCAGAGGGGCUCCGAGAGGCAUUUUCCGAACUAGAUAUGUCCAGCGAAGUAUUGCAGAUUACAGUGUCUCUAGAAAAGUCUAAUUUGAGACUCUCCACUUUUGGGAAUGCUGGAAGCACACAUCUAGACUACCCUAAAGAUUCAGACUUAAUUGAAGCCUUUCACUGUAACCAAAGCCAGACAAACAGAUAUAAGAUUGCAUUACUCAAGCCAUCAACUAAAGCACUAGUUUUAUCCUGCAAGGUGUCUAUUCGAACAGAUAACAGAGGCUUUCUCUCACUGCAAUACAUGAUCAGGAACGAAGAUGGACAGAUCUGCUUUGUAGAGUUUUACUGUUGCCCUGAUGAGGACAUAACUGAAGCAGAGAUUUAGCUGCGAAGUACAAACUGUUAUUUUGUUCCCCCUUUAUUAAAAGCCAUAUUGGAUGCUCAGCUGUAAAACAACGAAUGAAA